GUGUCUGAAUCUUCAUUUUUCCUCCAUUUUUCUCCACUUUUCCACUGUCUGUGUCUGUGUUUUCUUUCUCUCCAAACAUGCUUCUCAAAGCUGCUUCAACUCUCUCUCUGCUUAACCUUCAUGCUGCUUCCGAUUCUUAUCUUUCUUGGCCUUCGUCGUCUUUGAGCUCUGGCCUUUCGUCUUCUCCGAUUCUUCCUGUUUCGCCGGCGAUCGGCCGAAGUGGAUUCGUGGUGUUAGCAUCCAAGGGUGCGAAUAACCGGCCGCUCACUGGCGUGGUGUUCGAGCCGUUCGAGGAAGUGAAGAAGGAACUGCUUCUUGUGCCGACUGUUCCUCAAGAAUCUCUCAGUCGUCAUAAGUACACUAACGACUGUGAAUCUGCAAUCAACGAGCAGAUCAAUGUGGAAUAUAAUGUUUCCUAUGCGUACCAUGCUAUGUAUGCCUACUUCGAUAGGGACAACGUUGCUCUCAAGGGUCUUGCCAAUUUUUUCAAGGAAUCUAGUCUGGAAGAGAGAGAGCACGCCGAGAAACUGAUGGAAUACCAGAACAAGCGAGGUGGGAAAGUGAAGUUGCAAUCUAUUUUGAUGCCCCAUUCUGAGUUUGACCAUCCGGAGAAGGGAGAUGCCUUGCAUGCAAUGGAGCUUGCAUUGUCACUGGAGAAGCUAACAAAUGAAAAACUACUGCACUUGCACAGCAUUGCUGACCGAAGCAAUGAUCCUCAGCUGGCUGAUUUCAUAGAAAGCGAGUUCUUAAUUGAGCAGGUGGAAGCCAUUAAAAAGAUCUCUGAAUAUGUUGCUCAGCUGAGAAGGGUGGGCAAAGGACAUGGAGUCUGGCACUUCGACCAAAUGCUUCUCAAUGGAGCAGUUGUUGCUGCGUGAUGAUGCAUUCGAAUUCAGUCUUGUCUCCUUCUGGGACGCCUUUCAGAGGAUGCAAUUCCGUUGUCUUCCCUUUAGCUAGUCAUUUUGAGGUUUUGGAUGUGUGGGUUAUUGCAGAUUUUGUGUCUGAUAGGUGAAAUUUGCAUAUGCUAUAUCUGAGACUAGGUCUGUGGUCUUAAUCUAUAAUAAUAGUUAUUUAAUACUUUUCAGUAUCAGUUGGUUAUCAAUCAACAUGGGUUACUUGGUUAUUCCAAGGAAGCCCCUAUCC
This is a messenger RNA of Vitis riparia (riverbank grape), 1140 nucleotides long. Its product is annotated as ferritin-3, chloroplastic-like. Lineage: Eukaryota; Viridiplantae; Streptophyta; Magnoliopsida; Vitales; Vitaceae. The transcript has 8 exons. The coding region runs from base 78 to 875 and encodes 265 amino acids. Gene Ontology annotation, biological process: iron ion transport; intracellular iron ion homeostasis. The record is from RefSeq and is a predicted model, not a curated record. Gene Ontology annotation, molecular function: ferric iron binding; ferrous iron binding. Gene Ontology annotation, cellular component: cytoplasm.